AUGAGACUGUCUAGAGAGGACGCCACAAGAAUCUUUCCUUCCGCCAACUUACCACCAACAGAUUUAUCGAUCGAAGCAUUAAUGGUGGACACUGACGGUCAAAAUAGUGCCGAGAGAGACUCCCACGCUAAGCAACAGGAGACAUCUUGGACCGACGAAUCGUAUCCGACACCCAGAUAUUCCUCGCAGGCGGAACAGCAUCCCCGAAACGAGAAUGCUUCCAUUUUUCCUGAUCUGACUACGAUGGACAUGCGUCAAACAGUUGGAACCAGUACGGCCCACCUUUCUGAUUGGAUCAACGAUAACAUUAUCGCCGUCCGGUACGGGGCGAUGGCAACGAUCGGGCUCUUGACCGCUUACGGCCUUUCCCAAACACCGCUCUUUUUCCGUUAUCGGUCGGUCGCCGAGCUUCCUAAUUGGCUCUUUGCGAAACGGAGAUCUAUUACUUGUCGUCUUAUGCCACAGUCGCAUCGGCAAAUCUUACAUCCCAAUCAACCCAUCCGGCUCUAUCUACGACACUUAUCACCAGCGGAGCGAAUCCUACUAGCGAUUUCCAAGUCAACCUAUGAAAAGGUUCUUUCUUGGCAUCCAUGGAAUACUCUACCGCUAGAAACUUUGAGUGUUUCCUCCACCGAUCAAUCUGCACCAACCGCCCGCCAACUAGAAGCGUUAGAGGUUGAAAUUGCCGGCAUUCAGGCUGCACCCGAGCACCUGGCUCUCCGAGAAGCACCGGGUGAAUGGUUGGCACGGUUGUGCCGGGACCGUACGACAGUCUCACUCCAGCUGAUUGCGCGACGUGUGAUGGAUCAAGGUGAUGACACCAAUGAGCAACGCUUAGGUACAGCGAGUCGUAUUGGCAUGCGCAAAAGCAAGCGUGAUAUCCCCGAGCUGGAUUUCUCAAGCUCAAAAACUACCCAAUCCCAAAUUGCUAUUGGUCGCUUGUACUAUCGUCCCAAACUAGCACAAUUCCAGUCCACCGACGUGGGCCUCUCUCUAGUCCGGUACGGUCGGGCAACACCCGUAUCGGAUGGUUUGUGGAAGACGCUUCUGGAUUCGCACGUCGUCGUAGAAAGCAACAAAGAUGAAUCGGCACAGGAGGCGGCCAAACAAUCUUCGCGAGAUGCAACGUACGCAUCUCAGUUGAGCCAAGCCGAGUAUGAAGCAGCCGCUGGUUCCUACGGUAUGUGGACUGACGCGGAGAUUCGUAAGAAUCGGGCAGACAUUGUCGAUGAAGCCGAGUUUCAAACAACAGCUCCCGUUUGGAAAAAAGCCUGGCGGUGGAUACGAAGAAGGUAG
Phaeodactylum tricornutum CCAP 1055/1 is the source of this 1296-nucleotide messenger RNA. RefSeq lists its product with no specific name. The transcript has a single exon. Bases 1 to 1296 code for a protein of 431 amino acids. The record is from RefSeq and is a predicted model, not a curated record. NCBI's taxonomy places the organism in Eukaryota, Bacillariophyta, Bacillariophyceae, Surirellales, Neidiaceae.